Messenger RNA from Chlamydomonas reinhardtii, 4213 nucleotides. RefSeq lists its product as uncharacterized. The transcript has 6 exons. The coding region runs from base 694 to 3261 and encodes 855 amino acids. NCBI's taxonomy places the organism in Eukaryota, Viridiplantae, Chlorophyta, Chlorophyceae, Chlamydomonadales, Chlamydomonadaceae. The record is from RefSeq and is a predicted model, not a curated record.
AUAGUUAGGGGAACUUCAGUGAGCACUUACAAGGGAUUACGGCAUCGCGCCUCGGGCGCUUUACCCGCGACCUCGCGACAGUCAAGUUCCCCUGGACAGUCAACCCGAUCGGCGUGGAGUGUCCAGACAACGGACGCCGACGGACGCAGAGCUUUCCCGGAAGCGCCACGCGUGUUUCUCUAAACACAUGUAUGUAUACAUAUCACCUGAUUGUUGCGCAGGUGAGACCGAGCAACCGCCAAGCAACGGUUCCCAUGCGGCUCCGCAGGGCCCAUUGUACGCGCAAGUCCAGAGUCGAGAGAGCUGCACUGCAACGCGCAGCACUGAUGGCGGAGCAAUGUGAGAAUGAAGGGGAUAGAGCGUUCGGGGUAGGCAGGGGCGCGUGGACGACGCGGGAUUAAAGACUCAAACGUAGGGGACGAGGGCCUGAGGGGUGCGUCAAUGCAAUGUGCGGAAGCCAGGGGGCGAGCAAGAGGAUCCAGCACACAUGUGCAAUUGUUUGAAACUCAAGCCAGCGGCAAUUGCUAUGACGUUUAAGCUUGACACGAUCUGGGAUACGAAGCGGAGGUGUAGUUGAAGUGCCAAGUCGCAGCCCUGGCCGUUCCUUUCAUAUCGUGUGAUUUGCAUUGUUAUUCAUCAAACAACACAAUAAUGUAGCGGUAGGCGUUAGCGUCAGCCCACAGACAAUAUUGGAUGGCGCCGUUGCCGAGAGUGCUCCCAGAAACGGGAAGGCGAGGCUUCCGCUCGCGUCAUAAUAACUGGAAGACAAACUGGCGAUAUGGCGUCGCCUUGACGUUGUGCGCGCUGUUGCUAGGCGUGGGUUUUUUCCUGUCGCCGACACGCCGCACAAUGCUGUCCGGCGAGGUGCAGCUGGUGCUGUCAGACCUGGAGGAGCGCCUUCGCAUGUCGGACUCGGCCGACGCCGUGACCGCCAUGCAGCGCGACAUGCAGCGGGUGGCGGCCGGCAGUUCGCCGCGAAGCGACCGUGUGUCGCACCUGUUCGCCGAGCUGCUGCACAACAUACGCGGCUUGGGCUGGGCGCUACCCUGUGUCGACCGGGAGCCGGCGGUCGGCGGCGGCGCUGCAGCCGUCAACUCGAGCGCAUGCAGCGGCGGGUGUUACUUUGCGGUGACUCUGGAGGACGGGACCUCGUUCGACACGCUGCCCAGCCUAGUCACACAGCUGCUGGCGGUGCUGGGGCGGCUGGGCAAUGGCGAGCAUGCGCGGCGCAGUUUUGUGUCGGUGUAUGCGACCGCCAGCCAGGAUCCAAGCACGCCGGAGCUAUUGAACCUGCUGCGCCGGAUGCUGGACCUGCUGGGGGUGCCCAACCGCGUGGUGACACGCGGCAGCAUCCGCCGCCCGCCGCCGGGAAGCAAGCGCACGGCGGCCGCAGCGCAGGACCAGCACCGGCUGCUUCUGCGGACAGCCGACGCGAACCUAGCAGGCGCAGCGGGCAUGGAUUUGAUGGGAGGUGGGGGCAGCGGCACCGGCGGGCGCUGGGCUGGCACGGAGUUGGGCAGCGAAGACGGCUACCGGGCUGCGCUGCGCAAUGCAGUGCUGGAGCCCCUGGUAGCCAUUGGGGACCCCCGGCGCUGCGACGGCACUGGCAGUGAAGGACACGGGGGCGGUGGUGUAGAGGACGCCGAGAGGCUGCCCUGCCCGCAGCUGUCGCCCACGUCGCCGCCGCCGCCCGCGCGCGUGAGCACGCUGGUGUUUGUCGCCGGCGGCGCCUUCCUUUGCGCCGCCGACGUGCUGCGCCUGCUGCGGCACAGCAGUGCCGACGUGGCGUGUGGCCUGGACUUAGCUAAAGCGCCCCUGCCUCUGCUGACGCCGGACGAGGGCCGCGCAGCCAUGUCGGCGCACACAGCGGCGGCGUGGGGCCUGCCGCGGUCGUGGGCCGACGCACUGUCCAGAUCCGGCUUGGCGUACGGCACGUGGGCGCGAAUGUACGGGCGCACGGGCUCGUACCUGCCCUGGAGCCACGUGGUGCUGCUGGAGGCCAGCAGCGUGCAGUGGUCGCGGGACGCGGCAGGGCAGCGGCUGCGGCCCCUGCCGCCGUACGCAGCCGACGCGUGGACGGCGUCGCGUCUGGGGCUCGGCCUGCCCACCCCUGUGCACGGGUGCUGGGGCGGGCUGGUGGUGGCCCGAGCUCACCCGUUCCUGGGAAGGCGGGCGCCAGCGGCAGGGGCUGCCGAGUCUGCAGCGGCGUCGGCCGGCGCCGCAAGGCGCGCUGUGCGGGCGGCGGGCGUCGAUGGCGGCGGCGCAGAGGCGGAGUCUGGGUCAGGCUUGGUAGCCGCCAGCGACGCCAGCACGGGCGCGAAUGCUGGCUUAGCUGGGCGCGUGGCGGGCGCGCGGCGUCUUCGCGACGUGCCGCCGCUGCGCUUCCGUGCGCUUCCAAGUGGCAGUGGUGUUGCUAGCCGCCAGGCGGACGCGCCGGGCCAGGGCCAUGGGGAGGGCGGCUGUGUGGACAGCGCGCCUGAGCUGCUGCUGUGUGGGGACAUGCACGAGCGGAGCCGGCACCGCUGGCUGGUGGAUCCGAACGUGCGGCUCACAUACGACUGGCCUGCUGCGCUGGAAUUGUACGGCAACUUCGAAACGGCGGCGCCCGAAAACGUCCGGGGCCUUACGUUCCAAGCGGAGGAGCUAGGUGUGGGAGACUUCCACGUUAGCGAGGAGCGCGAGGAGGACGAAUUCGGUGGCGACUACGGCAGCAGCAUCAGUAGCAGCACUAGCAGUGACAGUGACAGCAGCAGUAGCUCUGAUGGCGCCGGCACGAAUGCGCGGCUUGGCGGCCUGACCGCUGGCAAGGGUACGCGAACUGCGGAUUAUGGUGACGCCGGCGGGCCGGCAGCGGCCUCGGCCUUGGCGGCUGAGGAGCGGAGGGCACGGGUCCGGGCGGAACGGCGGUGGCAGCAGGAGUGGUUGCCGCGUGUGGCAGCCGGCGCGGCGGCGGUGGAGUGCUGUGCGCUGGAGGCGGAUACGGCGGCAGCAGGCGGUAGCAGCUCUUUGUGCGUGCGUCAGGACCGGUCGGCUGCGUGGCGGGAUUGGAGUGCCGCGAGUGGUGGCAGCGGUGGUGGUGGUGCUGCUGCUGCAAUAGCCAGCGGGAGUCGAAAGUGGAGGGGAAGCGAUUUGCUAAAACGGAGCGCCGGCAGUGAGAGCCAGAGUGCGACAGAAGCAAGCGGGGGAGGUGCGGCGGGGGCGGGGGCGGUGUCUGCAGCUGUUGCAGCAGCUGACGCUGCAUUGACAGCGCUGGAGAGCUGAACGGCGGCGCAAUUGGCUGCGGGAGGAUGGGCUGAUCAUACGGGCCGCCGGGCCCACCACACCCCUAGUAAGGUGGCACGCGUCGCGGCUGAGCCAUGUCACCUGGCUGUGGCUGGGUGUUUGGGUGCUCAGCAGGCGGCCUCGCACUACCGCCUGCUGUGUUGCCAGCCCCUGGUAGCCGUUUCCCCGUGCUUUUUGGUCUCACCUGCUGGUUGUGUUUGGGCCUAUUGAUCACAAAUAGGCGGCGGGUCGAAAACUCGAAAUCGAACCGACCCCGGCUAUGCCCGGGAGAUGAUGUAGACGCUUGCGGCCUCAGACUGGGCGAGGGAAAACCACCUUUCUUGUCGGUCUCGCCUCUUGUUCUUGUUUUGUGUGGAUUGUGUUUGUGUGGCUGCGGCUUCGUGUGUUGGUCGCGCGUGUGCGUGGUGUCGGCAGUGGCUGUUCGGCCCAUUCAGGUUGCGGUAUCGGACGCUGCCCUACAUGGCGCCUUCGGGCUUGCACAAGAAAGUGCCACUGGCACCAGACAGGCACCAGUGCUUGCGUUUGAUUGGGCGUCCCCGGACUGUAUGCCAGGGGUACCUGGUUUUGCGUAGGUGCUGUAGCCAGCGCUUCGUGCGCAAGACACGGUUUGCUAAACGUUGGUGGGCCUUUGGCGGGCUUGGGCUUGAAUUCGACUCCCUAUGUAGCAGCUGAGACACGAAAUAUGCACGGGUUGUGAAGGUCGGCAGACAGCUGGGGGGAGGGCGGUUUCCCUUGACCGGGGUGCGGGGCUCCCUUGCUUGGUCGGACUGUCCCUUCUUGUAAUGUCGCAUUCGCCAUGUGCGCGAACCGGCAUUGCCCCCAAGUCCAUAGCGCAAAGGCCCAGGGAUGCCGGAUGGCGCAUCACAGGUCCUGCUUCUCGACACAACCAUCAAGUCGGUCUGAUGGGGAGCGGGUAAGACCGCAUCAAUUA